Salvelinus namaycush (lake trout) is the source of this 827-nucleotide messenger RNA. Its product is annotated as gastrula zinc finger protein XlCGF17.1-like. Gene Ontology annotation, biological process: negative regulation of transcription by RNA polymerase II; regulation of cytokine production; regulation of immune system process. The transcript has 2 exons. Bases 1 to 801 code for a protein of 266 amino acids. The record is from RefSeq and is a predicted model, not a curated record. Lineage: Eukaryota; Metazoa; Chordata; Actinopteri; Salmoniformes; Salmonidae.
AUGUGUGGAGAGAGGCGUGACUACCGUGGAUCCUCUGGGGAGCCUCAACAACAUCAUGAAGCUGGCGAGGCAGAGAAGACUCUCUCCACAUCAGAACUCCUCAAGAAACAGCAGCGGAAACGCACAGGGAAGAAACCUCACUGCUGCUCUGACUGUGGGAAGAGAUUCACCUCUUCAGCAGACCUCAAAAGACAUCAGAGAAUCCAUACAGGAGAGAAACCUUAUAGCUGUGAUCAAUGUGGGAAUAGUUUUAAUGUUUCAAGCAGCCUGAAAACACACCAGAGAACACACACUGGAGAGAAACCUUAUAGCUGUGAUCAAUGUGGGAAGAGUUUUAAUGUUCCAAGCAGCCUGAAAAGACACCAGAGAAUUCACACGGGAGAGAAACCUUAUAGCUGUGAUCAAUGUGGAAAAAGUUUUAAUGUUCCAAGCAGCCUGACAACACACCAGAGAAUUCACACGGGAGAGAAACCUUAUAGCUGUGAUCAAUGUGGAAAAAGUUUUAAUGUUCCAAGCAGCCUGAAAACACACCAGAGAAUUCACACGGGAGAGAAACCUUUUAGCUGUGAUCAAUGUGGGAAGAGUUUUGUUUCAUCUAGCCAGCUGACUGUACACCAGAGAAUACACACAGGAGAGAAAUGUUAUAGCUGUGAUCAAUGUGGGAAAAGUUUUGUUUCAUCUAGCCAGCUGACUGCACACCAGAAAACACACACAGGAGAGAAAUCAUAUAGCUGUAAUCAAUGUGGGAAGAGAUACUCUGGUAAAAGAUCUCUGAUCAGACAUCAGAAAAUACAUACAUGAAUGAGUUGUUUCAUAACAUCAAUAAA